Molecule: messenger RNA, 1100 nt
Organism: Cervus elaphus (red deer)
Lineage: Eukaryota; Metazoa; Chordata; Mammalia; Artiodactyla; Cervidae
Product: WAS/WASL-interacting protein family member 1-like
Exons: 5
Coding region: 480-1100 (206 amino acids)
Source: RefSeq, a predicted model, not a curated record
UAACACUUCACCGUAUAACCUCAGCAGUCCUAGGCUGCACCUUCCCUCGUAGCAGGCGGCCUGUGCUUAUGUCAUCUGUGUCUUCCAACUUAAAGGUGAAGCCACCUGUUCAUGAACAGAUUCCCUCCGCUCAGACUAAGGAUGAAAUGCAAGAUGUUUAACAGGCACAAUACAGGGGAGAUCACGACCACUGAGCAAAAUGCAAGCAGUAACAGCCUUCUGAGACAACGUCACCCUGGCCUGCAGGACCAUCUCGCCUGUCCACCCACAGUGCUGACAGCUGGUGCUGAAUACUGGAGAAGCGAUGUGACAGGCCCCAUGGUAUAACAAGUUUUCCUCAUGGGGGUUAGAGGAGGAAUAUAAAGUCUGCAAAUGGAUACUCCCUGGAUUUCCACUAAAUGAGAAAAUGCCCAGAGAGGGGAGACACAAUUGAGAUCUCAUUCCAACCAAUGAAUAUUCUUUCCUGAGGUUAAAAAUUUAUGCUGGAGUUUUCGGCACCGACUGUACUGCCUGUUCCCCGUCCACCCUUCUCCCUCGCCGGUGUCCUCAGCUGCGGAGUGGAAGCAAGAAGAGGCACGUGGGGGACAGACUGGGACAAACCUGGUCCCCCGCUCUCCUGGCCCGGUGGGCCUGUCAUGGCGGCCCGGCGACAGCUCUCCGCUAGCAGAGCAAGAAGAAUGAAAAGGUCUCGGGGGUCAGGGCUGCCCAGACCCCCGCCCCGCCUGCGCCCUGCCAGGCUCGCCCCGAGGGAGCGCCGGAUCACAUGGAUCCCGCCUCCCGCGACGUGGAUCCGCCCCGACCUCCGGCUCAGCCUCGCGCUCCGGCGCCCACCUGGGAAGCCGGCGGCCGGAGCCUCGGGAGCCGGCAGCCAGGCCCCCGCGCGGGCGGCGCGGGCCCCCAGCCAGCGCCCCCCGGCCCCCGGGCCGCGAGCGGGGCCCGCCCGGCGCCCUCCCCGCCCCCUCCGCGCCUCGCCCCGCCGCCCGCGGCCCCCACCCACCCGCGGCGAGGCCACCGCACCUGCAGCGCGCUCGGGCUGCCGAACCGGCACCUCGCCUCCCGCCGCCCGGUCUCCUUCUCCCCCCGCGCCGGGUCUCCCAUGA